Molecule: messenger RNA, 1701 nt
Organism: Talaromyces stipitatus ATCC 10500
Lineage: Eukaryota; Fungi; Ascomycota; Eurotiomycetes; Eurotiales; Trichocomaceae
Exons: 2
Coding region: 1-1701 (566 amino acids)
Biological process (GO): nucleolar large rRNA transcription by RNA polymerase I
Cellular component (GO): RNA polymerase I core factor complex
Molecular function (GO): TBP-class protein binding; RNA polymerase I core promoter sequence-specific DNA binding
Source: RefSeq, a predicted model, not a curated record
AUGGGCUUGGAAGAUUACAUCCGUGCAAGAAGCGACCAAUACUAUGCUCCAAGCACAAGAGAUGUCAGGAUACACAGUCCUCAACGACAAAGGACACCUAUAUUCGACAAAUCUUUAAGCGGAAACGGUGUACCGUCUUCAAGGUUCAUGAGGCCGUUAAUGCCCUUUCAAUUUCAAGAAGCGGAAAUUAUUACCGAGCAAUCGCAACAAUACGAGUUACCAGCACAACAACAACCGCAAGAAAAAAGCAUUUUUGAUACUGAUAUUGAGAAUGCAGAUGAUACUACCAUUACGGUGACCAGUCUGGCAGAUAUUGGAUCUCGAGAUCAUGGCGGUCGGGGGAUCUUUGAUCAUGAUGACAUCUCGCAAGAUUGGGAUGCAAGUGUCCUUUCUGAAUCUGAUCAUCAGACAGAUGGCAAUAAUUAUUAUCGGGCUGAGGAUCCGACAAAAGUUGCUUCAGCAGCCUCAAAAUAUCGCAGAAAGACAGUUGUUCCCUUGGCGGCAGCAGAAGAAAUCAGUUAUGCCAAUGGAUACAAGGACAAUGUCCGUCGGGAGCAACUAGACUGGAAUCCAGCAGAGAUACCUCGCUCUGCUACAGCAUCAAGUAACAAAAGAAACUCCAUUGCGAACGUAUCGCGAAUCCCUCGCGCCAAAUCCAGGAUGUCUCUACAGCGCAGCGACAGUGAUCCCGGUCUCCGCUCUGGAAUCACGACUGCAAAGGAACCAACAACCAAUACUAGAACGGUACAAAUACCCUAUCGUACCGGGUAUAGCAGAACGAGCAAUUUUCCUCAAAGCCUAGCUACGACCCCGAAUAAUCGAUUCAAUUUCAAGAGUGAGCGGUCUUAUGAGCGGCUUAUAUCUCAACAGGCGUCUCCCACGAGACGAGUCAGUGGUCCUCGUCCACAGCCUAACUCAAGACAUCAAAGACAAAGACAGGAACAGCAGCGACGAUGUGUACAGACGAGAAAGAAGCAUGAAUCGGCAUCAUCGAGUAGAGUCAAGCGUCUGUUAGAUGAUUCUGAUUUGAGUUUCGACGAUGAGGAAGAUGAACAGGAAACGGAAAACAUUAGUGAAGAUAUCGGCAAUGAAAGUUCUGGUAGCAGCGUCAACGCGCAAUCUUUGACAACGACAGACGUCACGCAGAGGAAAAUAUCAAUAUCAACUACGUCAGAAAGUAUAGACAGGCGCUAUCAGAAACUUACAUCAGAUUAUCCAGACGAGGUCCUCCAACAAAUGGAUUUCUCAGAACUCGAAAAGGAGCCCUUCGACCACAGCCCCACCAGCAGCAGCCCCCUGGAAAAUCAUAGAAAAGGUACAGCAACAACAACACCCAAAAAACUAAAGGCACCCUCCCCUCCCCCUUCCCCCCAUCCACCACCAGAUACAGCAACAACCCCCUCCGAAAAACUAGCCUACAUAAUGAACGCUCUCCCCAACCCCACCGCUCGACACCAAUACAUCUCCACCAUGAAUAUAACCGACUGGGAAUCGCUGGGUGACGAAUUACUCGAUCAGAUGAGUGAGAUGCUCAAAAUGAUUAAGGAGUCUAGACAAGCGCGGCGCAGAACGACGGCUUUGUUUGAGGCGGAGAUUAGGAGGAGGCAUGAUCAGACCAUGAGUGAGACUAGGGAGUUGGAUAGGAAGUUUGGGGAGAUGAAGGAGGGUGGGUUGGGGGUUUUGAGGGCUUUGAAGCCUUGA